AUGUCGCCCAUCGCAACAGGAGGCUUCAAGUACUGGGCCGUGGCCUUCAUUGUUUGCAACUUCAAUGUCGAUAUAGGUUUCCCUGAGCAGCAAAACACCGAGACCGCUGAGGAUCUUGCCUACGACUUUGCCAUUACCAACAACUCCCCUGACAUCAAACUAACUUCGCCCAAUGCCCCUCAUGGUAGUUCUGAUACUCUCUAUGGCUCGUGCAUCUUCCGCCAGGAGUUCGACGAUACCAUGAAAAGGAGUUUUAAUCAAAGGACGCUGGUCUUGAUCUCGCAUCACAACUUCACCGCCUUCCACCAUCGCCUCCUACGAAAGAUGACAGAAACAGGCCAUAUCAGCGACCCAUCGACCAUAGAAGCGGCCUACUCACAAAUGAAUACAUGGCACCCGCCGGCUUUGGGACAUCACGACCUCCCGUUUAUGGGAAACAACUUGGCAUUGGACAUUGCGCCUCAUCGAUCGUUCCCGUUGCAGGGCCUCCCAGGACCAACUCCUUUGAUCUCAGACACACCCCUCUCCAUUUAUGCAUAUGAACCGAUAGGCUCUUGGGACAACAUCAUGCACUACAUGCCCUGCAUCACUGACCUUUACGUGCUUUACGAAAAGCUAGUACUCUGUGAAAGCGUAAUCGUCAUUGCAAAGUCGCCUCAGCUAGCGAGUGAGGCUGUGUCUUCACUCGUCGAUCUCAUUUGCCCAGUACCAUACGCUGGUGUGGUCAAGCCUUACAUGACCAUGCAGGCAAAUUUCAAGAGCAUUGGCAUCGAUGGCGGCACCCCGAUAUCUUUCGUUAUCGGUAUCACCAACCCAUUCCUUCUAAAGCGUAUCGUCGCUGCAGCAGAAGCCAGCCACAAGGCCAGACCGCACAUACUGUACCUCCAGAACUUUGAUGGUCCCGUACCGACGCGGCGCCACCACUCGCUACACCACAAGUCCAGUCGUAACGCAUUGCUAGAUCUACCCGGCGGCGGAAUUGAAGUCCACACACCGUCCAAACGCUUCCUCAAAUCUGAUCCUACCAUUCUCUCGCAAAUCGAAACUCUGCUCAAGCUCGGCGAUCAAACGCGUGAGCUGGGCCCCAUCAUUCGACGUCACUUUGCCGAACUCACUGCACAAUUCAUCGCGCCCAUCAAUCGCUACCUUGCCACAUCAAACGUCGUAACACCUGGCGGAAUGAACCGUUACGCGAGUUUCAGUGUACCGGAUUUCCUGAGUAGUGUAAGGAAAUACGGCACCAGCGUCAACUUCCGCGGGAAUGGGCCGAUCCAGCGACACAGAGCAAGGGACGGGUUAUACGAGACGUUUUGCAGAUCUCCCAACUUCUACUCGUGGCUGGAGAUGAAGAUUUCGCUCGAGAAUGAGGCAUCGGCGGGAAUGUUGAACACACCUGUUACAUCCCCGGUUGCCAGCACUUGA
This is a messenger RNA of Pyrenophora tritici-repentis Pt-1C-BFP, 1422 nucleotides long. NCBI's taxonomy places the organism in Eukaryota, Fungi, Ascomycota, Dothideomycetes, Pleosporales, Pleosporaceae. The record is from RefSeq and is a predicted model, not a curated record.